UCAACCGCUAUUUAUUCGAGAACAAGAAUAAAAGGAAAAGAAGAAGAUUAAAGAUAUAUGGCGGUCAUCUCGUGUUUCUUCUUUUAAAAGUAAGGUCCUUUUAUGGGGUUUUCUUAAUGACUUAUACUGUGUGACAACUGCAGUGAUGGGGGUUUCUACCAGUAAACUUCAGCAGCUCACCAUCUUCACCACUGUUUUCACUGGUGUAGGGACCGGCACCAUGUACUACCUAAUGCAGAAAAGGUUCACACAGUCAGACUACCACAUACUGGCUGUGCAGAAGUUAGAGGCGUGUCCUGAUGCCAUGGAAAGCCUGGGAGCUCCGCCUUUAAAAGUCCACAACAUCCAUCUGACUGACAGACUAAACCGUAUAGAUCAGCACAAGGCACAGAUAAAGAUCCCUGUGUCUGGCUCAAAAACAGGAGGCUACCUGUACACUACUUCACUUAGAGACUGUGACACCAGCAGAUGGUGUCUUCAGCAUGCAGUUCUGCAGCUCAGGGAGGGAAGGAUCAUUGACCUCAUGAAGCAUCAGACAGCAGAGCAGACAGACGAGCUGGACACUGAACACACAAAUCCAUAUCAAUACUGAGUACAAA
Molecule: messenger RNA, 599 nt
Organism: Thalassophryne amazonica
Lineage: Eukaryota; Metazoa; Chordata; Actinopteri; Batrachoidiformes; Batrachoididae
Product: cytochrome c oxidase assembly factor 1 homolog
Exons: 5
Coding region: 146-592 (148 amino acids)
Biological process (GO): mitochondrial respiratory chain complex I assembly; mitochondrial respiratory chain complex IV assembly
Cellular component (GO): mitochondrial inner membrane
Source: RefSeq, a predicted model, not a curated record